This is a messenger RNA of Ambispora leptoticha, 1413 nucleotides long. Lineage: Eukaryota; Fungi; Glomeromycota; Glomeromycetes; Archaeosporales; Ambisporaceae. The record is from the annotation of a GenBank genome assembly.
AUGAAAUCCAAAGACAUGGAUAACAGUUCUCGUAUUGUAGAACAACAACAAAGUGAUAAUAACAGGAUGACGAAAAUAACAACAACUGAUACAUUAGCUCAAAAAAAAACCACUAGUUCAUCGUCGCAGUUGUCUUUAGAAAGAACCUCUUCUUUUGCAACAACAGUUGCAACAAUGACAGCCACAACAGCAACGACAGCAGCAACAGCAACUACAGCAACAACAGUGACAGCAAAAACAGUGACAGCAACAAUAGAAACGGCAACAACAGCAACAGCCACAACAGCAACAACAGCAGCAGCCGCAGCAGCAACAGCAACAGUAAACGAUGAAACAGUAAACGAUAAAACAGUAAACGAUAAGACAGUAAAUGACAAGACAGUAAAUGACAAGACAGUAGAUGACAAGGAUAAUCGAUUUAUUACGUCUUUGGAAGGUGGUGCCAAAUUAACAAUGAUCCAGGAUUCAUCAAAUAAAACAACCAAGUUCAUCACCCAAGAGAAAUCGACUCGAGUUGAAGUCCCUUCUGAAAGCAACUCCCCAACAAACGCAGAAGUAGUCGUCAAUCCAAGUGCCACAAAAUCUGAUAACCAUAAGAGAAAAGGAUCUUUUUUGGAAAAUGGGGAGGAAGAUAACACAACCAAUACAAACGUUCGUAAAAAAAUCAAAAAAUCUGUUAAAGGUAAACAAGAACAGAGAGAGAAAAAAGUGCCAGUCAAGAGAAAACGAACAGAGGAACUCGAUUAUUCAAGCGAAAGCCGAACGGACUCUAACGCUUCGGAUGAUUCUUUAGAAAAUGAGAAACGCAAGAAGCGAGAAAAGACUGCUCAAAAACCUCCAUCAACUCCUGUUGCGUCAAAAUAUUUAUCAUCAUCAAGUACUGCUUCAAAAUGCUUACCAUCAACUCCCCCAAAACGCGAUUCACCAAAUAAUCCAUUUUUAAAUGACGAUGAUCCGUUACGAGUUCUCCGUGAAAGCUCAUUGAGCACACCUCCUUUUGAUUACUCGACACCUCAUAAAAUUCGUGCUCAUGAAGCGCAACAUCAAAUGGCAUAUAUAUUUCAGGGGGUUCGAUUCCCCAUCCCGAAAACUUAUUACGAUGAUAUCGAUGAUCCAAAUGAUCCAAUAGGACCAAUUCAACCACGAAAUCUUCUUGCUACCUUCCAUCAACAAUUAGAACGAGAUUCUGAUGAUGACGACGAUUACACUAAAUUGCACGCCUCUUCCUCCUCUAAUAACCCCAACAAAAACGACAAUGGAAUCGUAGAAGAUUCGGAAAAUCCUUUCGUUGAAUCUGAUGAAAUUAUUCAUAUCGAUCCUAAUGACAAGGCAUCAAAACGUAUCACCGAAUACGCUAAAUUACGUAAAACUCCGUCGAUGAGUGAGCAAAACGGCAAAAAGAAGGCCCAAUGA